CGACGAUAGGCUUAGAUAGAGAACCUCGUAAAUGGAAGAGAUCAUAAGCGAUCGGAAAGUUUUGUUACUAGAAACAAUUAGUUUCUAGAUAAAUGAAAAAAAAUCGAAGUAUUAAUAAGUGACGCAAAUGAUUAAGUCGGUUUCUUAAGUCACGCAAAAUACUUCUCUAAUUGAAAGUUUAACGUCGGAUUACUAAUUGACUUCAAUAUACCGACGUUAACCGGCGUCUUUCUUGUAGUGCCAAGCACGCUUCUGCUAUCAUUCUAAACACAUUUGAUGAUCUUGAACAUGAUGUCAUCCAGUCUAUGCAAUCCAUUUUACCUCCCGUUUAUUCAAUUGGACCACUUCAUCUGAUAAUGAACCAGGAGAUUGAUGAAAAUAGUGAUGUAGGAAAGAUAGGAUCAAAUCUAUGGAAAGAGGAGAUGGAUUGUUUAGAUUGGCUUGAUACUAAAACUCGAAACAGCGUUGUUUAUGUCAACUUUGGGAGCAUAACGGUAAUGAGCGCAAAGCAUCUUGUAGAGUUUGCUUGGGGAUUGGCGGGAUGUGGGAAAGAAUUUUUAUGGGUGAUUAGGCCAGAUUUAGUAGUGGGAGAGGAGGCGGUAGUUCCCCCGGAUUUUUUAACUGAGAAAGUAGACCGGAGAAUGCUAGCAAAUUGGUGUCCUCAAGAGAAAGUUCUUUCUCAUCCCUCGAUCGGAGUGUUCUUAACACAUAGUGGAUGGAACUCGACGUUGGAAAGUCUUUCAUGCGGAGUUCCAAUGGUUUGUUUGCCGUUUUUCGCAGAGCAACAAACGAAUUGUAAAUUCUGUUGUGACGAAUGGGAGGUGGGUAUGGAGAUUGGUGAAGAUGUGAGGAGGGAAGAGAUUGAGACAGUGGUUAAAGAGUUGAUAGAUGGAGAGAAGGGAAAGAAAAUGAGAGAGAAGGCAGAAGAGUGGCGACGCUUGGCGAAGGAAGCAACGGAUCAUAAGCAUGGUUCCUCGAUUGUGAAUUUGGACAGAGAUCUGAGUAAUCUAAAUAAUAAUAAUAAUCCGAAUAAAUUCAUACGGGACAUUAAGCAACUGAUCCAGCACUUUGUGGAGGUGAUGUUCACAUUCACUUAUCGAGAAGGAAACGGAGUGGCCGAUAGAGUAGCGAGGUAA
Messenger RNA from Arabidopsis lyrata subsp. lyrata, 1136 nucleotides. RefSeq names its product UDP-glycosyltransferase 85A1-like. The record is from RefSeq and is a predicted model, not a curated record. The transcript is spliced from 2 exons. NCBI's taxonomy places the organism in Eukaryota, Viridiplantae, Streptophyta, Magnoliopsida, Brassicales, Brassicaceae. Gene Ontology annotation, molecular function: UDP-glycosyltransferase activity; nucleic acid binding; RNA-DNA hybrid ribonuclease activity. The coding region runs from base 306 to 1136 and encodes 276 amino acids.